This is a messenger RNA of Lathyrus oleraceus (garden pea), 1035 nucleotides long. RefSeq names its product embryo-specific protein ATS3B. Lineage: Eukaryota; Viridiplantae; Streptophyta; Magnoliopsida; Fabales; Fabaceae. The record is from RefSeq and is a predicted model, not a curated record. The coding region runs from base 153 to 722 and encodes 189 amino acids. The transcript is spliced from 3 exons. Gene Ontology annotation, molecular function: protein binding.
UACAAAAUUAAACUAAAAUAAGAAAAUUGUCAAUACCCGAUAAAGACAAAUUCGCCAUCUUCCUUCGUUGUCGAUUCUUCUUCUUCAUCUUCUAUAUCACGCGAAGUCAUCGAAGCCCAUUCAAACUCACAUCACAAAUUCCACUCUUUUUGAUGAAAGAGUUUCUUCUUCUUGUUGUGGUCUCUUUGGCCUUUCGAUUGACCCUCUCAGUCUCAGUGUCAGAGUCUCAAUCUGUUUCACUAUUGCCUCAUGCUCAUGAAUCCUUCAAUUUCAGUUAUAUUCGGAUGAAGAACGAGGCAAGUUGUUCUUACUUGGUGGUUAUAUCUACUAGCUGUUCGUCUCCUAGGUAUACGAGGGAUCAAAUCAGUAUUUCUUUUGGUGAUGCUUAUGGGAAUCAGAUAAAUGCACCAAGACUAGAUGAUCCAUCUUCUGGUACAUUUGAGAGCUGUUCUUCCGAUACGUUUCAGAUAAAUGGUCCAUGUGCGUAUCAGAUAUGUUAUGUGUACCUCUAUAGAUCUGGCUCAGAUGGUUGGAAACCCGACACUGUGAAAAUCAAUGGUAAUAGUGGCAGUCCUGUUACUUUCUAUUACAAUACUUUCAUUCCCAGAGAUACAUGGUACGGGUUUAAUUCAUGCAACGAUGCUGCUUCUUCAUACAAAGUAACUGCGCAGAAAUUGCUAAUGUUAGUUAUUCUAGGAAUUGUUUUGAGUUUUUGGUUAUAAGUUUAUGUCCUUUUCAUCCCUUACAUAUCCUAUAGAUGUAGCCAUGAAAUAUGCAGUUAAGUAUUCUCUCCGGUCUUAAGUAUAAGUAAAAGUCAAAAUGUACUUCGUCCCUUACAUUUCUUUAUACUUGUAGCCAUGAAACUUUGUAGUCAAGUAUUGUAUGUGUAGAAGUAGUUGAGACAGGAGAUGUGGAAGACCCUUGGCCAAGUUGGUUAAUUAGUUAAUUAUUUGGCUUUGUAGUUUCUUUUCAAAUUCUUUGUUUUAUGAUGAGAUGAUGUAGUUUAAGGUUGGAGUUGCGAAUUGGACACCUUGA